Messenger RNA from Cylicocyclus nassatus, 2570 nucleotides. The record is from the annotation of a GenBank genome assembly. Lineage: Eukaryota; Metazoa; Nematoda; Chromadorea; Rhabditida; Strongylidae.
AUGCACCUCUGCACGGAAAUCUUUAGUAAAAGGCGAAAGAUUUUCUCGGUUAAAUGCAGAGGAGCCAGAGAUGCGAUCACCGUGUCACUCACUGGCGGGCCUGCAGGUGCGUCGUAUUGCUCGCUGCUCACGGAAUCGCGCUCAGCAUUACGAAAAGCACAUUCCCAUGUGCCAUGGCUCAUUAUGUCUGACGAAGAGGAGGGCGAUUACUCGCACCUGCAAACGGAGCAGAACCGAAGGCAUAAGAAAGCAGGAGGAUGGCAGGUUAUGGGACUUGAUCAUACUGUUUUCAAAGGUGUAGAGAGGAAAGGCUACAAACAGCCCACUCCUAUACAGAGGAAAACCAUUCCUUGUAUUCUUGAUGGCAAAGAUGUCGUGGCAAUGUCGCGAACAGGAAGUGGCAAAACAGCUGCUUUCGUCAUCCCAAUGCUGCAGCGGCUGAAGCGUCGAGACACCAAAGGGAUUCGUGCUCUUUUGGUGUCACCUACGAGAGAACUGGCUCUACAGACAUUCAGAGUGGUGAAGGAGCUUGGACGCUUCACCGGACUGCGAUGCGCUAUCCUAGUUGGAGGAGAUGCUAUAGAGGACCAAUUUUCGACUAUACAUGAGAAUCCUGAUAUACUGAUUGCCACCCCUGGUCGGCUACUGCAUGUUAUCGUAGAAAUGGACUUACGAUUGAGCUUUGUGCAGUAUGUAGUAUUCGAUGAGGCUGAUCGCCUUUUCGAGAUGGGUUUUCAAGACCAAUUAACCGAAACGCUAAAGCGAAUUCCGGAGAGUCGACAGACUCUGUUGUUUUCUGCAACUCUUCCUAAAAUGCUAGUCGAUUUUGCUAAAGCUGGCCUGUCAGACCCGAUGUUGGUCCGCCUUGAUGUAGACGAAAAGAUCUCAGAACGUUUAUCGAUGGUUUUUGUGACAUGUAGGGCUGACGAAAAACUUGCUGUUUUGCUCCAUCUAUGUCGGAGGAUGAAUGCUGAAGGCAAGCAAACUGUAGUAUUUUGCGCCACUAUGAAACAUGUGGAGUAUGUUGUGGGUAUCAUGAAUCGUGCUGGGAUCGACAAUUCUUUCAUUUAUAGUCAGCUUGAUGCAACCGCUAGGAAACAGAAUAUACAGAAAUUCUCGGAACGAAAAAAUAACAUUCUCAUUGUCACUGAUGUAGCUGCCCGUGGUGUGGAUAUCCCUCUACUAGACACUGUUAUCAAUCUCCAUUUUCCACCAAAAGCAAAAUUGUUUGUUCACCGCGUUGGGCGAGUAGCCCGUGCCGGACGGAGCGGUACAGCGAUAUCGUUGAUCUCUUCUGAUGAGAUGCCUUAUCUAGCCGAUUUGUUCCUAUUUUUGGGUAAACCAAUGAAGUUUGCUAAUGACGAUGACAAGUAUGAUGAAGAAAUCACUCUCAUUGGCAGAGUUCCAGAAGAUGUUGUCAGCCUGGAGUCCGAAUUUUUCAAUUCUAUCCAUGAUAACAAUGAAGAAAUGAAUGAACUCAGGCAAAAGGCUACAAAUGCUAUGAUGAGGUAUAUCCGUACGCGCCCACCCCCUUCAGCUGAGUCUGCUAGGAGGGUCAAGGACGAAUUGAGAAUAAAAACGUCCGAAGCUGCUGCUCAUCCAUUUUUGCGAUUGUCGGGAGACAAACAGCGAUACAGCAUCUUGAAUCAACUCGCAAACUACAAAACUUCUGCAACGAUUUUCGAACUCAAUGUGGGGAGCAAGGCGCACUCGGCAGCUGUAAUGAAAGAAAAGCGACGUCAGCAUGAAGAACACAUACGUCAAAUACAGGAACUGAAGGCGAAGAAGAAAGAGGAACUUCUUGGUGGUCAGGAAAAUGUUUCCGAGACUCCAACCGAACAAGCAGACGAGUCUGCUAUUUCGGAAGCUUUUACUGAGGUUGUUGGCCGAGGUCUGUCCGAAGAAGCUGGCAAAUCGAAAGCAACGAACAAAAUUGACAGAGCUGAACAGAGAAGACGCGAGAAGGCGCGAAACUUCGUCGCUUAUACAUCAGCAGACUACGAGUCCGAAAAGCAAUUAGCCCUCGAUAAAGUGGAUUUUGCCAGACAAGCUGAUGGAGCUACGGUCGAGAUAUUUGCUGAUGAUGAUAAAGGGAUGUAUAAGCAGAAGCAUGCGAAACGAUGGGACCGCAAAAAGAAAAGGUAUGUAGGGGCAUCAGGUGAUGGACCUGAUAAUAAGAAAAUACGCACGGAAGAUGGCACGUGGUUACCUGCAUCAUAUAAGACAGGCCGUUAUGAAGAUUGGAAGAAGAAGCAAAAGCUUGGUUACAAGAAGAAUGACGCAGAUGGUGAUGAGCAAGAAGCAAGCCCAUCAAAUGAAAGCAAAUUUGGGCGGUACAAUAAAUGGAAAAAUGUUAAUAAGAAGCAGCAGUCAAAGGGUCCGAAAUCUGAACUCAGAAACGUUAGCCAAAUCAAGAAAAUCCGGAAGAAGUCUGCUAAAUUGCAACAGUAUAUGGAACACCGAAGGCUGGAGAACCUUAAGAAGAAAGCCGCGCACGCAGGUGGAGGAAAAGGAGGAGCAGGAAAAAGACGGAAAUAGUGUUAAGCAGAAUAAGGCAUGCAUGGUUGCUG